CCAGAGGGAAAGCUGCUCCUCUUGUUGGGUUGGAAGUCGGAUUCGUCGAAACCUGUAUGGAAUGAGCGAAUCGCAAGUACAAGGUCCAAAAGGUUAUAGUGGGAUAGUUUUUGGUGAUUGUACCAGAAAUCUCAGAGCAUAUUCCUGCAAAUUUUUAACAUUUUGGCAUCUGCAGGAAAGUGAUAAUUAAGCAGAGAGAUGGAUGUGCUCAAAGGCUGGACAGGACGUUGCAUCUUCGGUGGUCACAGGCAGGGCGUGCUCAGAACUUCAGUUUCAGGAGUUGAAACAUAUGUAUGCUUCUCUGCUGAUGACCUCUAUGUGGAUGGAGCUCUGUGGUCUGAUUGGAAUGGAUCUCAAAUUGAAGACGAGAUGUUUCACUUUGAUGCUCACAAGGAAUAUGGAUUUGUCAGUGGGUACAAAGUUUCGUACAAGGUAAAACUAGUUUGGAUGGGACAAAAGCCAAUAUUUGAUGAGGAAAGUUCGGACCAAACUGAUGGAAGUUGCUCUGAAGAUGACUUUAGUGAGGAGGAAUCUGAAACGGCUGGAGAAAACACCGAUGAAAGUUGCAGUGAGGAGGAAACUGAGACUGAUGAGGACAGCGAGAUCUAUGGUUACGUUGGAUCCGUGGUACAAUUCGUGAAUUCCUGCACUGCUGUACUCAAAUUUAGCAUUGGAGGCGAUACAGAAUUUGCUGCUCUUGAAAGGUGUCGACUUUAUGUUGACGAAAAGCUGUGCACUAAUCGUCAUGACAUCAGCAGAUACAUUGACUGUGGUGACUCUGUCAAUUUUGAUGCUGAAGAGGUGGACCUUGGCUAUGGUAUCGAGUACAGAGUCAUCACUGGCUGGAUUGGCAAGAAACCCAGAGGUGACGACUUCAUCACUUCUGAAUAUGCUCCGAAUCAUGCCAUCCGAUUCCCGGCUCAAUUCCAAUUGUAAAUGCACAAAAAUUAGCAUAUUGUUUUGUGUGGAAUCAAUGAAACGGGAGGUUGUAUUAUUAUGCCUUAAUUUAAUAAAAGAAAGAUAAUAUUGUACAAGUAACACAAUCUUUCCCCAUGAUGCUGGAUCAAGGUUUGUUAAAAUGAGUGUUACGUACAACCAAAAAUAAAAAAAUUUAAAUUCCUCAAUAC
Neocloeon triangulifer is the source of this 1127-nucleotide messenger RNA. RefSeq lists its product as uncharacterized. The coding region runs from base 199 to 936 and encodes 245 amino acids. The record is from RefSeq and is a predicted model, not a curated record. NCBI's taxonomy places the organism in Eukaryota, Metazoa, Arthropoda, Insecta, Ephemeroptera, Baetidae. The transcript is spliced from 6 exons.